AUGGAGGCGAUGUCUUGGUCCGACUAUCGUUUCUUGACAACUGACCUGGGUCGUGAAGUUGUCCAGGCAGCACCAGUUCCCUAUGCAAAGAACAUGGGCCUGCCGGGUGCUGUGGACGGGACGCUGUCGGAGAUGUUAGCCUCGCCACAGGUGUGGCGGAGUGAGGAGCCAGAUUCAAACGAGCCACAGACUCCCCCGCUGUAUGUGUUCGAUGCAAGUGUCCUCCGGCGCCGGAGGGAUCUGGUGAAGGCCUCUGCGCCUCUGCGACAGAGCUUCAUGGAGAAGCAUUGCUCUCACGUGCGUGUGCCGCAACUGGGAGUUGGCUUCCGUGGAGCCGGAGCCCCGAUGCACACUCACCAUGCGGCCGUGAACGCCUCCUAUGCAGGAAGAAAGCGGUGGUUCCUGAUUCCACCCGAAGCCGCUUCCUGGUCCUUGGAUCCUGCGGGCACCUGGGAGCAGACCGCAGAGUUCCGGGAGCUCCGCAAUGAAGGGAAGCUCUUCGAAGUUGUGCAGGAGUGUGGAGACAUUCUGUUCGUGCCAGAGGGCUGGGGCCAUGCCACAAUCCUUGACAGCUAUGCAGUCGGUGUGGCGCAGGAGUUCGUGCCCUGGGCCAGCAUCAACGGCUGA
This is a messenger RNA of Symbiodinium sp. CCMP2456, 627 nucleotides long. The record is from the annotation of a GenBank genome assembly. NCBI's taxonomy places the organism in Eukaryota, Dinophyceae, Suessiales, Symbiodiniaceae.